This is a messenger RNA of Talaromyces stipitatus ATCC 10500, 3395 nucleotides long. RefSeq names its product alanyl-tRNA synthetase, putative. The record is from RefSeq and is a predicted model, not a curated record. Gene Ontology annotation, molecular function: ATP binding; aminoacyl-tRNA deacylase activity; alanine-tRNA ligase activity. Gene Ontology annotation, cellular component: cytoplasm; mitochondrion. Gene Ontology annotation, biological process: tRNA modification; alanyl-tRNA aminoacylation. The transcript is spliced from 6 exons. Bases 30 to 3038 code for a protein of 1002 amino acids. NCBI's taxonomy places the organism in Eukaryota, Fungi, Ascomycota, Eurotiomycetes, Eurotiales, Trichocomaceae.
CGAUGCGGGUUUUGAUGUUCUUGUGAGGGAUGAUGGGGUCGCCACGCAACAACUUAUUCUUCCAUGUUCUUCUGCCCAGAGCUCUCCGUUUCCCACAUUUCUCCGCAACUGCUUCAAACCCUCGCUACUUUAGCCGUCACUUCGCAAAAAACAUGGCUUCGUCGCAAGAGAAGAGCAGUCAAUGGACUGCGGAGCGCGUCCGGAGCGAAUUUAUAGAUUAUUUCAAAGAGAGAGGACAUACAUUUGUCCCCUCCUCCUCCGUUGUCCCUCAUGCGGAUCCGACCCUUUUGUUCGCAAAUGCGGGCAUGAAUCAGUACAAAUCUAUCUUCUUGGGAACAGUUGAUCCUCAGUCAGACUUUGCGCAUCUCAAGCGUGCAGUCAACUCACAGAAGUGCAUUCGAGCAGGUGGAAAGCAUAAUGAUCUUGACGAUGUCGGCAAAGACAAUUACCACCAUACAUUUUUUGAAAUGCUUGGAAAUUGGAGUUUUGGUGAUUAUUUCAAAAAAGAAGCAAUUACCUAUUCCUGGGAACUUCUUACCAAAGUAUUUGGCCUCGACCCAUCUAGACUGUAUGUCACCUACUUCGAGGGAAACGAAAGCGGAGGUCUCGAACCGGACCUGGAGGCGAAAGAGAUUUGGCGAAAUGUUGGCGUUCCGGAGGAUCAUAUUCUUCCAGGUAACAUGAAAGAUAACUUCUGGGAGAUGGGUGAUCAGGGUCCUUGUGGCCCUUGCAGUGAAAUCCAUUAUGACCGAAUUGGCGGUCGGAAUGCUGCAUCUCUUGUCAACCAAGAUGACCCCAACGUGCUCGAAAUAUGGAACAACGUUUUUAUUCAAUAUAACCGUGAGGCGGACCGCUCGCUGAGACCUCUACCCAACAAACAUGUCGACACCGGUAUGGGUUUUGAGCGAUUAGUCUCCGUCCUCCAAGACAAAUCGUCGAAUUACGACACCGAUGUUUUCAUGCCAUUGUUUCGUACGAUACAAGAAAUUACAGGUGCUCCCGAAUAUCAAGGACGGUUUGGAGCUGAGGAUGCUGAUGGGGUUGACACCGCUUAUCGAGUGGUGGCUGACCACGUCAGGACACUGACUUUUGCCAUCUCUGAUGGCGCCUACCCAAAUAAUGAAGGUAGAGGGUAUGUUAUUCGUCGUGUACUUCGCCGAGGAGCUCGUUAUGCGCGCAAGUACUUCAACGUGGAAAUUGGUAGCUUCUUCUCUAAGAUUGUCCCCACACUUGUUGAGCAGAUGGGAGUCAUGUUUCCGGAAAUUAAGGAGAAGCAGGCCGAGGUUAUGGAGGUUUUGAAUGAAGAAGAGGUUUCAUUCUCCAAGACGUUGGAUCGUGGUGAGAAGCAGUUCGAAAACUACGCCCAGCAAGCCAAGUCGAAGGGCCUUAACAAGCUCCAUGGCGCAGAUGUCUGGAGACUCUAUGAUACUUUCGGCUUCCCGGUCGACUUGACUCAAAUAAUGGCAGAGGAGCGAGGUCUCAGCAUCGAUGAAGCCGAGUUCGAAGAGGCUCGAUUGAAAGCUAAAGAAGCUAGUAAAGGUCAGAAGAAGGCUGCUGCAGAGACAGUGAAACUCGAUGUCCACGAUCUAGGCAAAUUAGAUAACAUGAGCGACGUUCCGAAGACAGACGAUUCUUCAAAAUUCGAUUCACCAAGAAUAGAGUCUAUUGUUAAGGCCAUCUAUUACAGCAAAAACUUCAUUCAGAGUACCGCAGAUGUACCGGAGGGAGAGCAAAUCGGGGUUAUCCUUGAUCGAACCAAUUUCUAUGCCGAACAGGGUGGUCAAGAGAAUGAUACUGGUAUCAUUUCCAUUGAUGGAAAGGCAGAAUUGGAAGUCGGCGAUGUACAGUCCUACGGUGGCUAUGUCCUUCAUACCGGUUUCAUCAAGUACGGAUCUCUUGCCGUUGGGGAUUCUGUUAUGUGCGAAUUUGACGACCGCCGUCGCCAGCCUAUCAGGAAUAACCAUACUGGAACUCAUAUCUUGAACUUUGCAUUGAGAGAGAUCCUGGGAGACGGUAUCAACCAAAAAGGUUCCCUUGUUGCGGCGGAAAAGUUGCGAUUCGACUUCUCCCACAAGGCGGCCGUCUCUGACAAGGAGCUUGACCAGAUCGAGAGAAAAUCUACUGAAUACAUCCGACAAAAUUGCGGGGUCUACUCGAAAGAAGUUCCCCUUGCCACUGCACGUGAAAUCACUGGUGUUCGUGCCGUCUUCGGUGAGACAUAUCCAGACCCCGUCCGAGUUGUCUCAGUGGGCGUCGAAGUCGAAGAAAUCCUCAAGGACGUCAAGGACCCACGGUGGAAUGAUAUCAGCAUUGAAUUCUGUGGUGGCACCCAUGUCUCGAGGUCUGGCGAGAUCCGAGAGCUCGUUAUUCUCGAGGAAUCUGGCAUAGCGAAGGGCAUUCGAAGAAUUAUUGCAGUGACUGGUGAUGAAGCGUUACAAGCACAGCUAACCGCGGUAGAGUUUGAGAAGCGCCUUGAAAAGCUUCGAACAUUGGAACAUGGUCCUGCAAAGGAGAUGGAAAUGAAGCAAGUUCAAUUAGAAUUGAAUCAACUCGCAAUCUCCGCUGUCCAGAAGGCCAAGUUCCGAGACUUGUUCGCACGCAUCAACAAGCAAGUCUUGGAUGAUCAGAAAGCUCUACAGAAGGUCGAGCUGAAGAAAGCUCAGGAUCUUAUCAAAGCAUACUUUGGUGCUGAGGAGAACAAGGAUCGCACAACCUUCGUAACCAAGCUGCCAGCAACCUCCAAUGCUAAAGUCGUCAGCGAGUCGAUCAACUUUAUCAAGUCUAAGAUGGCCGAUAAGACUGUAUACUUUAUUGCACCAGACCCUAGUGGGAACAAGGUCGCUCACGGUUGCCAUGUAGCCAAGGCUGCUAGCGAACUCGGCCUUUCACCGAGUGAAUGGGCGAAUGUCGUGUCGGGAGCUGUUGGUGGAAAGGCUGGUGGAAGAGCUCCUACCGCCAUCGGCAACGGAACCAACGUUGACAAGGUUGACGAAGGUGUUGCUCUUGCCACUGAAUAUCUGCAGAAAUUCAAAUUGUAAAGGUUAUGGCUUUGAUAGAUUCUAGUCUGAUACCCGGGUUCUGAAAUGCAAUGGCGAAAAGCAAGAAGUGGUGGAAACAGAAAUGAGUCUAUGGAUUAGGCUUGUUAGGUAUCAAUUCAACUAGUAUACAUCACAGUUUAUAUAUAAGACUUUUUUUUCCUCUCUUCACAUUUCUCCACACUGUACUAUAGUGACAUCCUGGUUUGGCUUGUCCCUCGUAGUGCGAGUGUUCUCAAUCAUGUGGACAACAUCCAUACCCUCCACAACCUGACCAAACACAACAUGCUUGUUGUUGAGGAAAGGCGUCGGCACUGUGGUGAUGAAGAACUGACAGCCAUUCGUAUUGGGUCCUGAGUU